AUUAACUGCUCCUUCUCUGUCCCUCUUUUAUCUCUCUCUGUCUCUCCAGUCAAUGGCUGCUUGCUUCUCAUUCGUGCCCAUCCACUCCUUUCUAUCUUUCACAUGGAAACCAGGAGGAGCAAUCCCCAUCAUCACAGAAUCACCUGAUUUUCUUCGUGCUGAUCCAUUAACUGAGGUAGGGUCUAGGCAGAGCCCUCCCAUUCUCCACACCAUCUCGUUUUCCAAAUCCUACUGCUCUCAAUCUUGAGUUUAAGGUAAAACCCCUGGAGGCUGGAAUCCGAGUGGUCUUCUUCUUCCUUAUGUGAAACCAGAAGGAGGAACACCAAUACCCACAUCAGGGAAAUGCCUAAUUACCCGAUACUGUGCAUCUGCAGAGGAGGAUAAACCCUGAUUUGCUGUCUAUCAUUCCUCUGAACCCUCUCACCACGAAUCACCGCCUUCGCUGGAAGGUGUAAGCUUUUGAUCUAGAGUCAUCGACCAGGUGGAGAAGCCUUAAUCGAAACUACCCAUCUUCUUCCACACCUUUCUGCAACAGCACGAAGCAGCGACAUGGAAAAUACCCUAAUUUUCCGUGUAUCUCUCGUCUUUCUCCUUGCCUCGCCUAUGCUCCUUCAUGUAUUCAGCGCAGAGGAUGAUGUCCGCUGCCUCAAGGGGCUUAGUCAAGCGCUAUCGGAUCCUGACGGGAACCUGAACAGCUGGACUUUCGCCAACUCGUCGGUCGGAUUUAUCUGCAACUUUAACGGAGUCGGGUGCUGGAACAGUCGCGAGAAUCGGGUCCUCGAGCUUCGCCUCUCCGGUAUGAAGCUCUCCGGCAGCAUACCGGACUCUCUUCAAUACUGCUCUAGCAUGACAUCCCUUGACCUCUCCAACAACCAGUUCUCUGGCGCCAUACCAGCCGGCGUCUGCAAGUGGCUUCCCUACCUUGUCACCCUCGACCUAUCCAAUAACCGCUUCUCCGGCCCCAUCCCGCCGGAGCUCGCCGACUGCCACUUCCUCAACGCCCUCAUGCUCAGCGACAACCAGCUCACGGGCUCCAUCCCCAGCCAAUUAUCCCAACUCAACCGGCUGAAGAAGUUCUCUGUCGCGAAUAACAUGCUCUCUGGCUCGAUCCCCUCGACCUUUGCCGGAUUCGAUUCGUCUUGGUUUAGCGGCAACAGCAAGCUCUGCGGCGACCCGCUCGGAUCGAAAUGCGGGGGGCUGGGAAGAACUAGCAUGAUCAUCAUCAUCGCCGCUGGAGUCUUCGGCGCCUUCGUCUCGCUGCUGUUCGGCUUCUUCAUCCGUUGGUGGUACUUCGGCGGCAGGAAGGGAGGUCACGGUGAGGUCGACGGCAGUGGCGACGGAUGGGUGGAUCGAUUGAGAGCACACAAAUUGGUCCAUGUUUUCAUGUUUCAGAAGCCCAUCGUCAAGAUCAAAUUGGCGGAUUUAAUGGCGGCCACCAACAAUUUCGAUCCCGAAAAUAUCAUCUUGUCGAAUCGAACCGGUACCACCUAUCGGGCGUUGCUGUAUGAUGGGUCGGCAUUGGCAAUCAAACGUCUUCCGAAUUGCCGAUUGUCGGAGAAGCAAUUCCGGGCUGAGAUGGCUAGGCUUGGUCAGCUCAGGCACCCCAAUUUGGUGCCAUUGUUGGGCUACUGCAUCGUUGAGGAAGAGAGGCUUUUGGUGUACAAACACAUGGCCAACGGGACAAUGUGGUCUCUGCUGCAUGGGAAUGGCCCUAUGCGGCCGAGUGAGGUCGAUUGGGCUACGAGGUUGAAGAUUGGCAUCGGGGCAGCGAGGGGGCUUGCUUGGCUUCAUCAUGGCUGCCAACCAGCAUUCAUUCACCAGAACAUCAGUGCUACAACUGUGCUCUUAAACGAGGACUAUGAAGCGCGGAUCAUGGAUUUCGGACUCGCCAGAUUGCUAGGUUCUUCUGAUAAUAACCUUAGUACGUUCAUCGAUGGCAAUUUUGGCGAUUUUGGGUAUAUAGCGCCUGAGUAUUCGAGCACAUUGGUUGCUUCAUUUAAAGGGGAUGUGUAUGGGUUCGGAGUACUGCUGUUGGAACUGGUGACAGGGCAGAAGCCCCUGGAUGUGUCAAAUGCAGAUGAAGGAUUCAAAGGGAACUUGGUUGAUUGGGUGAACCACCUUUCCGCUGCCGGCCACCUUAAGGACGCCAUUGAUAAGUGUCUGUGCGACAAAGGUAACGAUGAAGAGAUCUUGCAGUUCCUUAGGAUAGCAUUUGCUUGUGUGUCACCAAGACCAAAAGAGAGAGCGUCCAUGUAUCAAGUCUAUCAGUUGCUCAAGAACAUUGGCGAGUCGUAUGAUUUCUCUGAGCAUUUUGAUGAGUUUCCUAUGGUAGUAAACAAGGAAGAUGAGGACCGCCUUGAAUGAACUUACUCAAGCAAGUGAAGAAACUGACGAUCAUCCUCGGGAAAUGAGUUCCUCUGCCCUUCACUUCAGCAUCAUGUUGUAUCAUGGUAUGUUUUAGAUUUUUGUGUAAUCUUCAAGAUGCGCUCCAUUCUCCUGGAAUUAAUGUAUUUUGUAUCAAAUUACUUUCCUUUGUAAGAUUAUGAACCUUUUUAAUUUUCA
This is a messenger RNA of Nymphaea colorata (pocket water lily), 2562 nucleotides long. Its product is annotated as probable inactive receptor kinase At1g27190. Gene Ontology annotation, molecular function: receptor serine/threonine kinase binding; protein kinase activity; ATP binding. Lineage: Eukaryota; Viridiplantae; Streptophyta; Magnoliopsida; Nymphaeales; Nymphaeaceae. The transcript is spliced from 2 exons. Gene Ontology annotation, biological process: protein phosphorylation. Bases 550 to 2364 code for a protein of 604 amino acids. The record is from RefSeq and is a predicted model, not a curated record.